GCCAGUCGAAGGCCUUGGCUUGGAACGAAAGGCCGCCUUACCGCCGUUUAAAUAAGAAAACAAAAAUAAAAAUAAAAACACGGGACCAAAACCAAGAAAGAUAGCCAGCUGAAACAGCCAACACCCCUGUGCUUGGCUACACGACAAGGGGUUUCCAACGUUUUACUGUAGUAGCCUUGGGGCGUCAGAUCAAAUUUAUCGGUGCCGAUGAGAUCUCCGGUUUUCCUACCCGAUGACGAGAUGGCAGAACGAAUCUGUUGCAGAAAUUUUAAUCCUUCCAUCUUCCUUCGUAUGUCAUACUAUUAGCGUGCUCUAUUUUGGGGGGCGCUUACGACGACGCUUCAUCUAGCCGACGCUCAAGGUGAACAGAUCGCGACAGCAUAAUCGACAAAGCCAAUUUCUAAUCGACGACUGAAGUAGCAAAAGAACAAAAGCGGAUUUACGGGCAUUAUAACUUCAUUCCUGGCCAACCUCCCAACUCAAGGACGAACAGCCACCCCCCGAUUCCGAAUGAGCACCCCACGGAGGGCGAAUUAAUGAGCGCGGAAUUUCUGCUUGGUCCAAACGACGCGGAACCGCCGUUGAUACGGGGCUUAUCUUUGCUCUGAACGCGCACCCACCCGAUCCUCCUCCCAAAGUACGUUCGGGCACUUCCGCGAGCAAAACAGGAUGGCGGCGGAACCGGCACUGCCAGCAGACCUGGCCUCCCCCAACAAUCGUAUAGCGCAACGCAGCCGAGGGUCGUCAACGCGGAGGACGAGGUCCAUAUCGACCGGUAGGAUGCUGGAGGAUACCGCGGCGUCCCGGGGCGCCGGCGGGCUGCAGAAGAGGUUUGGGCUGGCCAUGUUUGCGCGCAGGACGCUGGGUAUCAUGCUGCUGUCGGUGACGGUGCUCUUGUGGACUGUUUCCAACUUCCUUGCCAGUUAUAUCUUUUCCGACAACACAUACAGCAAACCAUUCUUCGUGGUGUAUUGCAACUCGUCGAUAUUCGCGAUGUCUUUAAUACCUAUGCUUAUCAAAUAUGUGCAAAAGAACGGCAUAGAUGGGCUGCGCAACGCAGCCGUAGAGCUGUGGAGGGAGCAGAAGCGAUGCGGGCUCGGGGUGGGAUCCCGAGGCGGCCCACCGAAGCAGAUAGGGGGCGAGGCGGACGGCGGCGAGGACGAGGAGAGGCUUCUGGUGGACGACGAGCCCAGCCUGGAGUCGUUCGAGGGCGAGAUGGAGGCGCGUGAGGAGCGGCUCGACUUUAGGGGUACGGCGUGGCUGAGCCUCGAGUUCAGCAUGCUCUGGUUCGUGGCCAACUACUUUGCGUCGGCGUGCCUCGAGUACACGAGCGUGGGCAGCGUGACGAUCCUGACGUCGACCAGCAGCGUCUGGACGCUCAUCUUUUGCGCCGCCAUGGGCGUCGAAGGGUUCUCGAUGCGCAAGCUGGGUGGGGUCCUGGCCAGCCUCGCGGGAGUGGUGCUUAUCUCGACGGUGGACCUGAGCGGGCGCAGCGACGAGGACAGGGGAAACUUUCCACACAAGUCGCAGUUGGAAAUAGCCAUUGGCGACUCGAUGGCCUUUGUCAGCGCCAUAAUCUACGGUCUAUACGUCACGGUCAUGAAGAGGCGGGUGGGCAACGAGGACAGGGUCAACAUGCCCUUGUUCUUUGGACUGGUUGGGCUGCUGAAUUUGCUGCUACUAUGGCCAGUAUUUAUCUUUUUGCAUUUUACUGGGAUAGAGACUUUUCAAUUACCCCCAAGUGGGAAGGUAUGGACAAUUAUUAUUGCCAACUCAUUAUCAUCAUUUAUGAGCGACAUGUCCUGGGCGUACGCCAUGCUGCUCACGACGCCGCUAGUGGUGACAGUCGGCUUGUCACUCACAAUCCCCCUCUCUCUCAUCGGUGAGAUGAUUCAGUACCAGCAAUUUUCGAGCUGGAUAUACUGGGUCGGUGCUGCGAUAGUGUUACUGUCUUUCGUGUUUAUCAAUCACGAAAGUCACGAGGAUGACGAGUCGGUUCGAGAUCGCAGGCGAGAGGAGGCUGCAGCAGGAGCAUCAAGUAGCAGCUCGAUUGCUGUAUGAGCUCUCACUAAAGUGGGUUUAGAUAUAUAUGAUUGGUCCUCCCCCAGGGAUCACUACAUGACAUUUUUUUGGGGUUAUAAAGAGGGCAUGGCAUCUGCAUUGUUUUAUAUGGCGUUAUCUCUGUAUAUAUGUAUCGAUCGGGUCUUUUUAUCUGGGAGGUUUCUUGUGUCAACGGUCAGACACUACUAGAUCUAGCUCUAGAGGGAGGUUUGUAUAAUCGGUGCCGAGCAUGAUGAUAUAGCACUUUUCGGAUAAUUUUCAGACAACUUGCCUAGGUACCUAGCUUAGGUAUCCAAGCAGUGAUGUGUUCCAUGAGAUAAUGCCGUAGUGUUGUGUUCUUGUGACUGUGAUAUGCCAGUCAUUACUGCAUUGACUUGACCAGCGACAGGCCAGGUGAGGGUGGAUGGACUCAGUGC
This is a messenger RNA of Pyricularia grisea, 2477 nucleotides long. RefSeq lists its product as uncharacterized. Gene Ontology annotation, biological process: regulation of peptide transport. NCBI's taxonomy places the organism in Eukaryota, Fungi, Ascomycota, Sordariomycetes, Magnaporthales, Pyriculariaceae. The transcript has 4 exons. The coding region runs from base 670 to 2061 and encodes 463 amino acids. The record is from RefSeq and is a predicted model, not a curated record.